Molecule: messenger RNA, 1311 nt
Organism: Symbiodinium sp. CCMP2592
Lineage: Eukaryota; Dinophyceae; Suessiales; Symbiodiniaceae
Source: the annotation of a GenBank genome assembly
AUGGCCAAAUUCAAACACACUUCAUGGGAAGUUAUGAUCAACGAGGAAAGAAAUCUUGCCGUGAAUAAGUGGCUCAGCCUGGUCAUGGUCGAGCCCUUGACCUUCGGUGUAGCUAGGAACUUCUACGCCGGCAAGGCGUCGGGGAUCUCUUCAGGAUCACUUGCAGACAGCAUUUCGGAUUGCCUUGCUGCCAAGGCCACUUCGACGAUCAAUGCCAGGGCGAAUUGCUUGUUGCGGUUUGUUUCUUGGGCAAAGGGGAACAUGCCGUUUGUUUUUCCCUUGACCGAGCAUGCUGUCUACGCAUACUUCGAGGAAAGGAAGUCCACAGCAGCGGCAACUUCGUUCAGGAGCCUUCUUUCUUCCGUUGCUUUCGCUCAGCAUGUGGUAGGCCUGGAAGGGUGUGACAAGGUUUACACUUCGGGUCGCGUCCGCGGCCUUGCGUCGAAGCUUUACAUGCAGAAGAGGAAGCUCAAGCAACGGAAUCCUCUGAGGGACCGUAUCGCUGCAGGUUUCUUUCUUUUCUUGAUUUAUGCAAGAGCUAGAUACAGUGACGGGCAAAAUGUAGCAUCGCUGACUGCGGGUCUUGCGAUCAAGCCGAACGACCCGUUGCUCCCCUGCCCUUCUUCGAAUGGUUCGUGGAAGAUGAUCCCGCUUCCGUGCGAUCAGGCUUGCUCGUGGCUCAGGAGCCUGCUGGGGAACGCUCAGAGCGAUCCCUACCUUGCAAAUGUAGGAACACAUAGCCUUAAGAGAACCUUGCUGAGCUGGGCAAGCAAGCGUGGUCUGCCCAGAGAACUGAGGGCCCUCUUGGGGUAUCAUACGUCCCGAGCCUCGGGCGCGGGAUCAGAGCUCAUCUAUGAGUCCGACGCCCAGUCGGCUCCGCUCAGGGCUUUGUCAUCUAUGAUCGACGAGGUGUCGUCCGGGGCCUUCAAGCCCGACAAACCAAGGGGGCAGCAGCUUGCUUCCGAGCUGUCGGCGAAUGCCGAUCCCCCGGGCGAUGAGAUCGAGUCGUCAGACUCUGAGGGCUCCGAAGACGAGGAGGAGAUCGACCACUCAGGGGACGAAGCUUGUGUUGCCGAGGCUUUGGACUGGCAUGGGAAGGUCGAUCUUGACAAGAUUGAUCCCUCGUGUGUUUUCUUUCGGCAUCGCCAAUCCAGGGUAGUGCACAUCACUGCCGACGAAGCCGGUGCCAACCUAGGCUGCGGUAGGACCAUUUCGGGUCAGUACAGGAAGCUGGAGGCGCGACCCGCAGUUUUGCAUCCAAGGUGCAAGCAGUGCUUCAGGAGAUACUUGAUUGUGCAGCAGGGCACAUGA